Molecule: messenger RNA, 1842 nt
Organism: Symbiodinium sp. CCMP2592
Lineage: Eukaryota; Dinophyceae; Suessiales; Symbiodiniaceae
Source: the annotation of a GenBank genome assembly
AUGUGCCGCUUCACCUGGUUGCACCAUUGGCAGCAAGAUCCGAAAACAAUGUAUGCUGCUGGGCGAGGUGGAGUGCAGCAGAGGAUCCAAAAAGUUGAAGCCAGAAAUGAUGCAGCUCCUGUUGCGAGCAAUCUGGCACAUGAGCUGUUGGAGCGAUGGUCGUGGGGCGAAGUGAGCCCUCAGGUGGUCCAAAAGCUGGCAGCUGCCUCCCAAAGGGACUUUCAAGCUGUCGGAGCGACACCGCCCAGCGAAGUCGCUGCUUUAGCUGGCUUGGGAUCUGCUGGUCUGUAUCCGAAUAAUAUGCACAAGGAGAUUCUGAAAAUCGCCAACAAGAACAAUGCUUUUUCGAAGCCCUUCGCUGUCAAAAUGAGCUUCAAGCCACCCUGGGACAAACUGCUUCAGACGAUGCUUCUUCCACAUGUGGUAUUUUCUGAUCUUUACCACUCUUACCCAGCCGCCUUUGCAAAGUUCAUGAUGCCUUCUGGAGGUAUUCAGAAACUUAAAGAAUUCUGGCGCCUUCAGAAGGCGGGUCAUCCCGCUUGGCGAAACCACCCGAUCGUCAGCAAGAAGUCCUUCGAUGCCGAGCAUACCCUGCCUUUACAGCUACACGGGGACGGCACCCCUGUGGUGGGGAUAGGGAAAAUCUGGAGCAGGCAGCUGACCUCGUACACGUGGAACAGCCUUCUGGCAGAGGGGUGGACAAAGGACAGUAUGAUGCCAUCGUGGUUUUGCUUCGAUGAGACCGAGGCUGGAAAAGAAACGACAGAUGAAUUUUUCCGAAUCAUCUGUUGGUCGUUUGCCUGCCUUGCCAGUGGAGUCUGGCCAGCAGCCAACCACUUGGGUGCAAAGUAUCCCGCCGGUACCGUGGAAGCCCGUCGAGCCGGGACGCCGCUGGCGAAUGGACUGCGAGGCAUCAUCUGGAGUUUGAAUGGCGAUGCCGAAUAUUUGGUGCAAAAGCUGCAGUUGCCGCAUUACGGAUCGAAAGCAUCCCCGUGUGCCCUUUGCAAGUGCAGAGGCGACAAUUCCGAUUCGAGCUGGCAUGAUUGCCGAACAAGUGCUCGGUGGCUCACGUUGGGAUGGACAAGGGAAUCAUGGUUGGCAUACCCGGAGCGAUCAUCGAGCACCAUCUUCUCCAAUGCCACUGGUCUCACCCCAUUGAACGUGCACUACGAUUACAUGCACUGCAAGUACUUGGGGGCAGAUCAGAUCAGCUUCGGGUCGGUCCUUGAUUUGUUGGUGAGUCACCUCAUGGCAGACUCACCACUAACAAAUCUGGGACAAUGCUGGGACAAAAUCGUUACCUCGUACAAGAGACUGGGAAUCUCCGAGAGGUAUAGAGGCUUCCGCAAGCUCACGAUGGCGGGCCAGAUUGCUGCUUUUGGCGAGCCCCUGUUGGAACUUUGGGAGGAGCACAUGCAUCCUGAUCUUGCUGUGCACUGCAAGAUCAGGACGUACUUGCGACUGAACAUCGCCAUGGAGAAGAUCAUGAAGGAGUGCCGAGCCGAGACUGCUUUCCCGGAGCCCCAGGCGACCAACUUCAUCGAAUAUGCCUUCGCUAUGUGCAAUCUUCAUAUGGAGUUGGGGGCACACUUCGAGGCCGAAGGCCUCAAGCUUUUCAGCCCUUUACCCAAGCUGCAUCUGCUUUUGCACACGGUUUUGCUUUGCCGCCACAUCAACCCGAGACUCACUUGGUGCUACAAAGGCGAGGACCUUCAAAAGGUCAGCAGGAGUUUGGCCGCCAGCUGUGCCCGAGGACUCAGAGGACCGGCGGUGACGGUGAAAAUGGUGAGCAAGCUCAGGGCGGCUUGGAACCUGAGGCUGAGCAAAGUCUCUGCAGACUGA